Messenger RNA from Pelecanus crispus (Dalmatian pelican), 1441 nucleotides. The record is from RefSeq and is a predicted model, not a curated record. Lineage: Eukaryota; Metazoa; Chordata; Aves; Pelecaniformes; Pelecanidae.
AGCGGCAGCAAUGCCAGUUACUGUGAACAGAAUAAAAGUAGCCCGGCUUACAUCAAGCAGAAGGAAGUUCAAGAAAAAGCCUCUAUUUUUAAUAUGGAGUUGGACUUAACUGGGGCAGUUCCCAGCCUUAUAGUUGCCUUUGUCAUUGUAGCUAAUGGGGAUCGCCAAGGACGCAAGAGGUCUUUAGUUUUACCAUCAAUGGGAGCUUUGAUUGCUAAUAUUUGCCUCACUGCAAUAUCAUAUUUUUCCUUGUCACUCUCUAUCCUAUUUGCGGUUGCAUUUGUUUCUGGACUGUUUGGGAGUAUGGCAACUUUCCUUGGAGGAGGCUUUGCUUUUAUAGCAGACGUGUGUCACGAUGAGAAGCAGAAGACAACACGAAUAGCCGUGGUGGAUUUGAUUUUUGGAGUUGUAUCUGGAUUGGCAGGACUGUCAUCUGGCUACUUUCUAAGAGGAAUAGGCUUUACAUGGACAUUUGUGACAUCAUCUCUCCUUCAUGUCGUUAAUAUUAUCUAUAUUAUAUUUUUUCUGGAAGAUACAGUAAGUGUAUCUGAAUUCCAGCACCAGGCACCAGUAUCUUGUAAAGACCUCCUUAAAGAGACAUUUUCUGGAGUGUACAUGCUUUUUAAAACUGCCCCUUAUAAAAAGAGAAUUUUAAUAACUGUGUUACUUUUUACAUUUAUGACUUACUUGUUUACUAUGGUUGGUGGGAGUUCGCUUUUUACACUGUAUGAACUAGAUGAGCCACUCUGCUGGAAUGAAGUAUACAUUGGAUAUGGAGCAGCUGCGUUCACUUCUGUCUCUCUCACCAGUUUUUUAGGAGUUUACUUAUUUUCUAAAUGUCUCAAAGACAUUUAUAUUGUCUUUAUUGGGAUAUUUUCUUACAUUGGAGGAAUGGUCAUGGCUGCCUUUGCCAAAACUACCCUGCUCAUGUUUUUAGUAAGAGUGCCAUCUUUGUUCUGCUUUAUGCCUAUUCCUGUUCUCCGAUCCAUGCUGUCAAAAGUGGUUCUCACUGGUGAACAGGGUGCUGUGUUUGCUUGUAUUGCCUGUUUGGAAGUUGUGACCGGCAGUAUUUCACUUUCAGUUUUUAAUACUCUCUAUGCAGCUACUGUUGCGUGGUUUUCAGGCUUUAGCUUCCUCUUAUCAGCAGGCCUUUGUCUAAUUCCACUGGCUGUCCUGUGCUGGCUUCUGUGUACAAGCUGGAAUGGGGAGGACUUGGCUCUGCUUGUACCUGAAGAAGUAUCCAGCAUAGAGAGCACUGAUAGUUGAACAAGGAUUCACCUACCUGGGUUUUCUAAUCUGACAUGCAGUGGCAGAGACCAUUAUGUCAUAGAGAGACCACAGAGAUAACACAACACUUGCAGACGCGAUCUCAAAGUGGCCCUGCAGCCAUAAGCACUAAAUUGGUAGCACUUUUUAUCCAGUCUCUUUUUACCACUUGAAU